UCCAACCAUAUUCAGAGACCAAAUAAUGUUGGCGUUACGAAGAACUGACGGAAGGUAAAUUUGUCCUGCAUAAACUGAGUUAUCCUUUUUCAUGGUCCUUGAAAAGCAAAUCAACGUCACUGAUUUUUGACUGGAGUUUUCAGGGCCUGAACACACAGAUGUCUUCAUUAGGUUGUAUAGUCAGCAGUGUGGGCCAAUAUAUGUAGAUAAGAAAUUAAAGGUACAUCCAAGGUGACUCAUGCACCCGGUGUGCUUGUCCAUUCAGAUGGUCAUUUGAAAGUCAAUGUCUAAGCAGCACAGAAGGCUUUUGUGAGCACCUCUACAAUAGAGCUCUUAAACCAGUCCAGCCAGCGGGAAAAGGGGAGACGGAAGAAAAAAAGAUCAGGAAAGAUGAUGACCCCCUUUACCUGAGACUAUAAAAUGACUCCUGAACAUGUUCGGAUGUGAGUCUGAGGUGCUGGAGGACUGUUCAAGAGCCAUGAGGAUCUGCUGAUUUAGCACUGAAGUACAUCAAGGUAAAUCAUGUUGGUUUAUUAUAUUAGAUGACACUUUGCCUUUUAUUUUCUGUCUGAUUGUUUUUUUUAUCUGUCUGCAGCUCCACACAAUGGCCUUACUGGAGGCACUUCUAAUGCUAUUGCCCGUUGCAUGGAGCUGCCCUCCACAGAAAGCAGACUACGUCAUGGUAUCCUGUUUCCCCAACGCUAUCAUCGCUAAUGUCCCAGAAUGCCCUUACGGCUGGGAGAUUGAGCAGUUAUCCCUGGGUGGCGUCUGCUAUACAGGGAUACACAGCUCUGGCUUCUAUCGCUUCAUCAUCCCCGACCUGACCCCAAAAAACCACUCCUACUGUGGAACACAGUCAGAGUACAUGCCCGGCAAAGACCCCAAGUAUGUGUUCUACAACUCCAUAGUGUCCAACGACACUACGCUCACCAUCAGAAACCAACCAGUCAACUACACCUUCAGCUGCAUGUACCGAGCAGCCUACCUGGUCAAUAAUGCAGUCUUUAGUCAAAGUGUUUUUACCAAACCCUCUGCUUCUUCCAGAGUGGCUACAGUUUAUGUGAACAACGGGAGUUUAGGCACUUUUAGAUCACAGUUGUCUAUGAACGUGUUCACGGUGAGUAGGGCCGCACUUCAACUUUUCACCAGUGGAACCCUUGUGAAAUCCACUGCUUUUUUAGAUAGGUGUCUGGAUAAAAAGUUGAACUAUGACCAUAAAAGGAUGGAUGCCAUCUCAGGUAAAACAAAAACUGAUAAACUGUAUAUUUUCCAGAAUUCUAAGUUCCUGUAUGCUAAGGACGCCCCCUAUAUCAUUGACACGUCCGAGAUUGGCUCGGAGGUUUUCAUUGGGGUUGAAGCGAAAGGACUGAGCAGCAGAUUCAAAGUGGUGAUUAACAACUGCUGGGCGACGCCUACGCCUUACUCCACAGACAGGAAGAGGUGGAGUCUAAUCAUUAACAGCUGCCCGUCAGACCACACUGUGACUAUAUUUGAAAACGCCAAGGACAGCCGCUCCAUGUUCAAGUUCAACUCCUUCCGUUUCCAGCGGCUGGAGAAGGUGUCCACUGUGUGGCUGCACUGUGAGGUUCACAUUUGUGACGGAGAGCGGCUUGUCUGUCUGCCGAGUCCGUGCUCUGUGAGGAGUCUGUCAGGAGAAACAGAACCAAGUGGUGGGAUUCUUACUGCUGAGUUCCAAGUUAAAGCAGGAAACGUAGCGGCUAACAAUGGACAUAUGCCAGGCACAUCGCUGUUCAUCCUAUUGGCUGUCCUGAUUAUCCCAGGUUACAAUCUGCUAAAUGAAUUCACAUCAUAGCACACACAUUUAUAUGGUCACGCUGUACAUAAAGACAACAUCCAACAUUGUGAACAGCGACAACCAGGACUCAGGGAGUGUUUGAUCACAUUCCUCCCCUCCAUUAUCAUGUAAUAAUCUUACAGGUGUAAUUGUAAUUGGCACAUUAAUCAAUGCUUCAAAUCAUCAGGUUCACAUGCACAGAGUUCACAGAAAUGAAUUCAAAUAAAUGUAAGACA
This is a messenger RNA of Cynoglossus semilaevis (tongue sole), 2031 nucleotides long. It is a transcript of the gene tectb, whose product is annotated as tectorin beta. Bases 605 to 1813 code for a protein of 402 amino acids. Gene Ontology annotation, molecular function: extracellular matrix structural constituent. The record is from RefSeq and is a predicted model, not a curated record. NCBI's taxonomy places the organism in Eukaryota, Metazoa, Chordata, Actinopteri, Pleuronectiformes, Cynoglossidae. The transcript has 9 exons.